Drosophila pseudoobscura is the source of this 946-nucleotide messenger RNA. Its product is annotated as extensin. The record is from RefSeq and is a predicted model, not a curated record. The transcript has a single exon. Bases 176 to 853 code for a protein of 225 amino acids. NCBI's taxonomy places the organism in Eukaryota, Metazoa, Arthropoda, Insecta, Diptera, Drosophilidae.
UUACACCUGCUUUAGUCAUCGCCUCUGUGGGCACGUAACAUUUGGACUCGCCGUAUAAGUCAUCGGCCUCGUUGUCACUUUGGGGCAAUUGAUUGGGCAGACCCCAAGGCUAACUCGAGGUAUUUAUAGGCGCCAAUGGGCCAGACCAACCAGCAGUUCAAGCUGGGACAGCAAAAUGUUUGGUUAUCUUUAUCUUGUCGCACUGUGCCUUUCUGCAGCCACCUGCCUGGAGGCGGGAGACGCGACGCAGUUGAGGUUUCCUGGGCCCGCAAAGGGAAGAUCAUUGCCAUUAAUAUUGCAGAGACAGGAGGAUGCGGCGCCAUAUCCACCGGCGGGUUUCGUGCCCGAUCCACCAUUCGAGUUGCCCACGGAGGAGGCGGCCGUAUUUCCUCAGCCUGAUGACACUUAUGGACCACCAGCCGAGGUUUAUGGACCACCAGCUGAGGUCUACGGACCCCCAGAUGAGGUUUAUGGACCCCCAGAUCAGACUUACGGUCCACCAGACCAAGCACCCAACGAUGACAGUGCCAACAGCCAGCCCCAGAGUGCAGCCAUCAUAAAUCUAGCCAGCCUGCCGUUGCCACCUCAGGCACAGUUCGUUCUGCCUUUGCUGAGCCGUUUGGCCGCCUUCCGUCCGCUUCGCCCCGCCCUGCUGACGCCACAACGUCGACCGGCCAAGCUGACAGCACGCCCACAAAGGAAGCCAGCCAAAAUUGUCAAUGGCAUUCAAGGACACGCGGUUUUUCCCUCGACUCAGUUGGCACUGCCCUUUGUAGACCGCCGUACUCCGUUCCGGCCACGACCAGCGCGAUUGAUUGUGAACGCUCCAUUCAGGAGGCCAGCCAGGCAUUAGCACACAUCAUUUACUAUUCUGACUGAGAGCAGAGUGCCCCAAUGAUACAUCUGACAAAUUCUGUAAUUAAUAAAGUCUGUUGUUUAUGUCUAA